Messenger RNA from Penicillium coprophilum, 729 nucleotides. RefSeq lists its product as uncharacterized. Gene Ontology annotation, molecular function: transcription cis-regulatory region binding; DNA-binding transcription factor activity. The transcript has a single exon. NCBI's taxonomy places the organism in Eukaryota, Fungi, Ascomycota, Eurotiomycetes, Eurotiales, Aspergillaceae. The record is from RefSeq and is a predicted model, not a curated record. Gene Ontology annotation, biological process: positive regulation of transcription by RNA polymerase II. Bases 1 to 729 code for a protein of 242 amino acids. Gene Ontology annotation, cellular component: nucleus.
AUGUGUGAUUUUGAUCGCUCUGAACUGACUACUUCGGGGAUCAUAGAUCUCGCGACAGCGCUAGCCAGUGAUGGCGACAUGCGCAUGCCACUUCCCCCGUCAUUCCCAUACUUCACGGAAGUAGAUGUUGUGGCUGAUCCAUUUGAGAUGGUCUAUUUCUACGCAUGCCGCCCUUUAUGGCUCUGUGCAAGAGGGGUCCAAUUUGUGCACAACGAAGAAGUUUGUCCUGAUCGACCUCCGCUCCAAAUCUGGAUUCAAUUAGUGGAAGAAUUGCAACAAUGGUAUCGUGAGCGACCAAGGGAAUUUCAACCCAUGGUGGAAUUAGAGCUGGAUGAUCAGUUAGCUGGACCAGAAAGAAGUUUUCCGGUUGUUCUCUUUGCUAAUGGAGCAGGGUUGUUUGGCAACCAGUUGUACCAUACGGCCAUGUUAAUUUUACUACACAAUCGGCCUCGCACCGCACGCAUCACCGACUUCCACUCUGGUGCCAUGUCGUCGCUGUGGCAUGCGCAGCGGAUAUGCAGUAUUGCUCUCCACAAUGAUCGUAGGGAGUGCUGGGAUCCAUGUCUCCUGGCAUCCUUUCUGUUAGCAGCUCGUCGGAUGACACAUGAGUCCCAACAAGAUGAAGUUGUGCGUGGGCUCGACCGCAUCUGCACGGUGACAGGGUGGAAUGCGAGCGACUGCUUGCAGAGCCUGCGAGCAGAGUGGUGCCUCCUUGACCAAAUAUGCUAG